AUGGCCGCCACCCUCCCGAAGACGUACUCGGCGUUCCGGCGCGCGGGCGCCACCAUCGAGCAGACGACCGAGGACCUGCCGGCGGACCUCGGCGCGCACGAGGUGCUCAUCCGGGUGCGCGCCGUGUCGCUCAACUUCCGGGACGUCGCGAUGCUGCACGGGCGGUACCCGGUCGCGGUCGAGGAGCGCGGCAUCGCCGCGUCGGACUGCGCGGCCGAGGUCGUCGCCGCGGGCCCCGCCGCCGCCGCCGCCUUCCGCCCCGGCGACCGCGUCGCGCCCAUCUUCGACCUCGCCAGCCUCACCGGCCACGAGGACGGCCCCGUCCGCGCCCUCGGCGGCGACGCCCCCGGCGUCCUCCGCGAGUACGCCGUCUUCGCCGACGCCCACCUCGUCCACCUGCCCGCCCACCUCUCCUGGGAGGAGGCCUCGACGAUCGCGUGCGCCGGCGUCACCGCGUGGACUGCGCUCGGCAACCCCGUGUCCGUGGACCGGCCCCACGCAACCGCGCUGCUGCAAGGCACCGGGGGCGUCAGCAUGUUCGCGCUCCUGAUCUGCCUCGCGGCGGGCAUCCGGCCCAUCAUCACCUCGUCGUCCGACGCGAAGCUCGCCGCCGUCCAGAAGCUGAGCCCCGAGGUGCGCGGCGUCAACUACAAGACGACGCCCGACGUCAGGGCCGAGGCUCUCCGCCUCACCGACGGCCGCGGCGUCGACGUCCUCGUCAACAACGUCGGCCCCGCCUCCGUCCCCGACGACGUCGCCUCCCUGCGCCAGCGCGGCGUCCUCUCCUUCGUCGGCUUCUUGGGCGGCGUCACCGGUCAGCUCGACCCGAGCCUCCUGUUCGCCCUCAUGAGCAAGAAGGCCAAGAUCCAAGGUAUCGGGGUGGGUAGUAAGGCCGACUUUGAGCAGCUGAAUGAGUUCCUCGAGAAGCACGCUGUCUCGCUCGCCCCCAUCAUCGACCGCGUCUUCCCUUUCGAGAAAUCCAAGGAGGCGUUCGACUACCUCUACUCAGGGAAGCACGUUGGGAAGGUGGUUAUAAAGCUAGGGCAGGAUUGA
Durotheca rogersii is the source of this 1053-nucleotide messenger RNA. RefSeq lists its product as uncharacterized. Gene Ontology annotation, molecular function: oxidoreductase activity. Bases 1 to 1053 code for a protein of 350 amino acids. Lineage: Eukaryota; Fungi; Ascomycota; Sordariomycetes; Xylariales; Xylariaceae. The transcript has 4 exons. The record is from RefSeq and is a predicted model, not a curated record.